AUGGGUGGAAACCCUAAUUGGUGGACAACUUCUUUAGCUGAACAGCCUCAGACAUGGAGCCAAUUUGUCAUAGGCGAAGAACAUAGGGUUUUCAACCAAACCCAGAUGACUCAUUAUCAUCCAACAAAGUUGGAGAAUUUCCAACACCAAAUCUUCAACAACAAUCCAAACUUUGCUCACUUUUCAUGUAAUACUAACAACCCACAUCACGGGAGCAACCGUGUCGUCUCCGGCGGUGGCAGUGGCGCCCCCGACCCCGACCGCUCGUUGGAGUCGAAUCGCUCCGCUGUCGUCGGCGGUGGCGCGUGUAAGAAAGCUAGGGUUCAUCCGCCAUCUUCAACCCAACCACCUUUAAAGGUGAGGAAGGAGAAGCUCGUAGAUCGAAUUACAGCUCNCGAAGAACAUAGGGUUUUCAACCAAACCCAGAUGACUCAUUAUCAUCCAACAAAGUUGGAGAAUUUCCAACACCAAAUCUUCAACAACAAUCCAAACUUUGCUCACUUUUCAUGUAAUACUAACAACCCACAUCACGGGAGCAACCGUGUCGUCUCCGGCGGUGGCAGUGGCGCCCCCGACCCCGACCGCUCGUUGGAGUCGAAUCGCUCCGCUGUCGUCGGCGGUGGCGCGUGUAAGAAAGCUAGGGUUCAUCCGCCAUCUUCAACCCAACCACCUUUAAAG
Cucurbita pepo subsp. pepo (vegetable marrow) is the source of this 678-nucleotide messenger RNA. Lineage: Eukaryota; Viridiplantae; Streptophyta; Magnoliopsida; Cucurbitales; Cucurbitaceae. The record is from RefSeq and is a predicted model, not a curated record.